This is a messenger RNA of Xenopus laevis (African clawed frog), 3493 nucleotides long. RefSeq names its product epidermis specific serine protease S homeolog (gene xepsin.S). The transcript has 6 exons. Gene Ontology annotation, biological process: proteolysis. Bases 398 to 1474 code for a protein of 358 amino acids. Gene Ontology annotation, molecular function: peptidase activity; serine-type endopeptidase activity; hydrolase activity. Lineage: Eukaryota; Metazoa; Chordata; Amphibia; Anura; Pipidae. The record is from RefSeq and is a predicted model, not a curated record.
AAUCCUGCUGAAAAAUGCCGCAUCCUGGUCGAAUUCCGAACCGAAUCCUGGAUUCAGUGCAGCACUAAUAGAAAGUUUCCUUAGAUUCUAAGACUGGCUUUAUGAACCUGCUUAGCUAAGUAACAACCUUCAUUAGAAACUGGAAGCAUAUCUAAUUGAUUUACAGAUUAUACCACGUCAGGCGUUGCUUUGAUUCCGGCUGAUCAUCUUGCUGUGCCCUGCAGAACAUUGGUAAAGUAGAGUGUAUCCUGGGGAUUUACAUCAAGUCUAGAUCAAGUAGUGAAGAACAGGAACCGGUUGGACAGCUCUGCUGCUCUAUAUAAGUCUUGCCUUGAAGGAUGUGCAGCAGAAAGGAACCUUCAAUUUCUGAGAAGAAAUCCAAUGACAAGGAGGCAAAAUGCUAAGAUACCUCAGCUUUUUACUGAUCUUCAUCCACAACCAAGUUUCAAUAGUUGCAAAGACGACAUCAGCCUGUGGUGUACCAGUGGUAUCAGAUCGCAUUGUUGGGGGGAUGGAUAGUAAGAAGGGAGAAUGGCCAUGGCAGAUAAGCCUGACCUACAAAAAUGAUUUUCUCUGCGGGGGAUCCCUUAUUGCAGACAGUUGGGUGUUGACUGCCGCUCACUGCUUUGAUUCGUUGGAGGCCUCAUACUAUAAUGUCUAUCUUGGGGCUCAUCAGCUGUCUGCCCUGGGCAAUUCUACAGUAACCAGAGGAGUGAAAAGGAUAAUAAAGCACCCAGAUUUCCAAUACGAGGGAUCCAGCGGGGACAUUGCUCUAAUUGAACUGGAGAAACCCGUCACGUUCACCCCUUACAUCUUGCCUGUCUGUCUUCCUUCCCACAAUGUUCAGUUUGCAGCGGGGUCUAUGUGCUGGGUGACUGGAUGGGGAAAUAUUCAAGCGGGAGCCCCUUUAAGCAGCCCCAAAACCCUUCAGAAGGCCGAAGUCGGUAUCAUAGACCGGUCAAGCUGUGAGACAAUGUACAAAUCCAGCUUGGGCUACAGCACUGGGGUUGACUUCAUUCAGAAGGACAUGGUGUGUGCUGGUUACAAGGAGGGACAGGUCGAUGCCUGCCAGGGAGACUCAGGUGGACCUCUUGUAUUCAAUGUCAACAAUGUCUGGCUUCAGCUCGGUAUUGUGAGCUGGGGUUUCGGCUGUGCAGAACCAGAUAGACCUGGUGUCUAUACCAAAGUCCAGUUUUACCAGGACUGGCUGAAAACCAAUGUGCCUUUACUUAUGUUCAGCGAAGGAGGACCAAGCGUUGGAUCAAGCGGUGUUGCCAGUACAACAAUGUCUGAAACUGAAUCCAUGACCAUGAGCAACAGCAUUGCUUUUAGCCUCAGCCCCUCUACCAUCUCCACUGUGUUGGGGGUAAAUGAAACUAAGACCAUAGAUAACGAGGCCCAAAUCCAUUCCUGCUCCCUGUUCACCGUAGCGCUAAACUUCUUCAUUUAUUUAUCUAUUAGAUUCUUUGCGUAAAUAAUUCUAAAAUGUGCCUCAACAAGGUCCGUAGAUCACCAGUUUAAUAAGUAUCACCUGGCUGUUUGGUGUGGGGUUCCUAGACCUGGGCACUAACACAUUUUUAAUCGCUCAUUAUAAUUCCUGAUUCAUGGCUGUUUAUGUAGGAGAAACGUUCAUCUCUGAUGGCUUUCACCGGCUCUUGUUAUUAAGGUGCUGGCACACGGGGAGAUUUAGUCGCCUGUGAUAAGUCUUCGCUACUGUGGGCGACUAAUCUCUCCAAAAUGCCGCCCGUAGUUGCCUCACAACUUAGUGAGGGGCGAAUUUCUCCCGCUUCGCUUCUGACGCUGGUGACAAUUGCGACGCCGGCGACAAUCCUGACACACAUUAAAGUCAAAGGGCACCUUUAAUUUGAAAAAUUUUGAAAAAUGUAUUUAAUUUGAAUUAUCACGGCAAUUUUGUGCCAUCGUAAACCUUUAUAAUAAGUGAAUGUAGAAUUGACGAUGAGGCUAUUCUAAGCACUUUUGUCAUUUACAUUCAUUAUUUAUUUUCUUUUAAUUCCAAGAUAUUAAGGGAUACAUGUACUGUUAAUAUGAAUGAAUUUUGUUACAACAGCACCACCUGCUGGUCAGUUUCCCACCAGUCUGACCACCAAGUAGUCAAGGAAGUUGUCAGGAGAAAGAAAGAGGCUGCUCUGAUGUUCUUCUGCUUAGGAAAGAUGUGAGAAAGGUUUCUAAUUUUAUUCCUAAGCAAAAGAAUCUCAGGGCAGACUCUCUCCUCUCUUUCUCUUUUUGACUUCGCUGAAAUUUGCAAAAAAAUUCCAAAACAUUGAAAAAUUUGGCCAGCAAUUUCUUUUUCUUGUGCAACAAUUUUUUUCUCACUCCAAAGUCAAUGGACGUAUUUCUUGUAGCGAUUUUUUUUAUCUUAGCAACUUUUUUGUCGAAAUGCAAUUUUUUCGCAAAUCCAAAUGCAUUAAAGGCAAUGGAUGUUUUUUCUUACGGUGACUUUUUUGUCUCAACGACAAUUUUUUUUUUUUGCGGAGAAAUUUUUGGCGGCAGAUUUUUGUCGCAGUUUCCUGAAACAAUUUGCAGAUGGCUCAUCGCUACUGUAAACCUGUUAUCCAUAAAGCUCCAAAUUACGGGAAGGCCAUCUUCCAUAUCAUCUAUCAUAAUAAAACAGUACCUUGUACUUCAUCCCAACUGAGGUCCUUAUUAAAUGCAAAACAAGCCUAUUGGGGUUACUUAAUGUUUAAAUGAUGUUUUAAUAGACUUAAGGUAUGAAGAUCCAAAUUAUAGAAAGAUCGGUCAUCCAGAAAACCCCAGGUCCCGAGCAUUCUGGAUACAGAAGCCCAAUACUUUUAUUGCAUACACCAACCCUGCAACCCUUGACUUGCAACAUUUUUAGCCCAAAUAACUAGUGAUGGACGAAUUUGUCUCGAAACGUGAAUUUUGACAGCCGCGUCAAUCCUGACACUUGCGUCAAUUUUGACGCCGGCGUUAAAGUCAAUGAGUGUCCGAUUAAUGUUGACAUACAACGGUUUUGACGCAAGCAACUUUCCGCCGAGCGUCCAAAAUGUUUUGACGUCGGUGAAUUUAGUUGCCUGCGGCGAAACGCGAAGGUUCACAGCAAAUUCGUGCCUGGCGAAUUAAUAACUAUUGGACUAUACACAGGCACCUUGUAUAGGCACAUACAGACCAAAAAUGUGUAUAUAUAUAUAUAUAUAUAUAUAUAUAUAUAUAUAUAUAUAUAUAUAUAUAUAUAUAUAUAUAUAUAUAUGUUCCUCCUUUUCUGGAUUAUAACGAACAUUAUAAAUAAAAUAUUAAUACUUCCAUUUUGUUAUAUAGUUUGUUAAUUUGUAAUUUCACCAUGGCUGUAAAAUGUGUCACUUCUCAUGUAAAGUGGACAGUUACCUGUAUGAGAUUCCGAGAUUUAAAUUGUUUGAAGAUUCUGUCAUGAUUUUUACGAUGUAAUUUUUAUUUCUAAAUGACACUGUUUACACUGCAAAUAAUUCACUCUACAAUAUAAAAUGUCAUUCCUGAA